Molecule: messenger RNA, 837 nt
Organism: Didymodactylos carnosus
Lineage: Eukaryota; Metazoa; Rotifera; Eurotatoria; Philodinida; Philodinidae
Source: the annotation of a GenBank genome assembly
AUGCCAGCAAGAAUAACAACCGCUGAUAAUCGCAUAGCAUCAGGCAAAAUCUUAACGGAUUUAAACAACUUUAUAGCUGAUGAAAAACAAGAGAAUCUCAUCUUAUACGAACUUGAAUUUAAUAAAAUAGAUGAUCCAAAUGAAAAGUUCAAAUCUGAAGUUAGAAAACAAGGCAAAUGUGCAUUUCGACCAUGGUGUAUAGUUUUAUCUGCUAAUUUAGUUAUAGUAACAGUAAUUCUUUUACUUCUUUAUAUGACGUUAACAGAAGUUGGACCAUUACCUCCUUAUCGAUUAUAUCAACAAUCUUGUUCAGCUGUUAAAUGUGAUAAUUCAAAAGGUUUAUCAUGUAUCAAUGGGAUUUGUCAAUGUCCAUCCGGAAGAUGGUAUUGGUUUAAUAAGACAAAAUGUCGUGAAUGUCCAACUUCGUGGAACAUAAUUUCAAAUAACUGUUAUUAUAUUUCAAUAAUUCGUUUAAACUAUACAGAUGCUAUUCAGUGGUGUUCAUCGAGUAAUAGUCGAUUAUUAGUGAUAGAAGAUCAAACAAAAUUUGUCACAUUACAAUCGCUAACAGCAUUUCAAUUCAAUGUGGGCGAUUUAUACUGGAUAGGACUAAGUGAAACUGGACAAUUAACAUAUAUUUAUCAAUGGAUAACAGGUGUAUCAUUUCCUGCAUCAAAUAAUGGUUGGUUUUGUUCUGGUCAACCUCUAAAUUCUUACAAUUAUUAUUUUCGUCUAUAUGACCAGUGUAUAACAUUAUAUGUUCAAACAUUCAUUUCAACAUGUUUUCAAGAUCAUUCAUGCCCAGAUGCCAAGCAGUUUAUUUGUGAAUUAAAUUGA